Nymphalis io (European peacock) is the source of this 1145-nucleotide messenger RNA. RefSeq names its product MRG/MORF4L-binding protein (gene MrgBP). The record is from RefSeq and is a predicted model, not a curated record. Lineage: Eukaryota; Metazoa; Arthropoda; Insecta; Lepidoptera; Nymphalidae. The transcript is spliced from 5 exons. Gene Ontology annotation, biological process: regulation of transcription by RNA polymerase II. Gene Ontology annotation, cellular component: nucleus; NuA4 histone acetyltransferase complex. The coding region runs from base 91 to 855 and encodes 254 amino acids.
AGUACGCAGUAGCAAAAGCGAAAACAUUAAAUAAUUUUUAGUUAAUUGAAAAUAUCAUUUGAACAAACUAAAAAAUCUUAAACUGGUAAAAUGGUAUCUAGUGAGGAAGAGGCGGAUGUUAAAACUGGAGACACAGUUGAAUGGGAUGUCGAUAUGGAGAUUCAAUUAUUUUACGCGAUGGCCAAUCACAAGCCGGUUGGAAUAAAUAAACACUUUCAAAUGGCUUGUAUUUGGGAGAAAUUGUCGAACUCAAUAACAAAAGAGAUAUCAACACAUGAUAUUUGGAGGCAUUUAGAUACUUUAUACGAUAUGACGAUGUUGGACGAAACAGAGCCAAUACCAUUUCCGAACCACGAAGUUCCGUUUAGUUUACCGGAGAAUGAGUUUGGUGCUAUGAUGAAACAAAAAUGUAAAGAUAAUAUUUUAGCUGAUGACAGUGAAGACGGUCGGAGUCCAUCACCAAAAACAUCGACACCCAGGAGCAAUUCCAGAGGUACUGCUUCAAAGGAUGGUACGCCUAAAGGUCGGAAGGAUAGCAUAGGUGCACUCGCUACAAAGACAAGAAAGGAAAGCGGCAGCUCUCACGCUUCUACAGACACACCGAGUAUCAAAUCCGAGAAGGAAUAUGAUCGAAGAAGAGACUCAAGAGAUUCAAAUGCAUCAGGACCAAAAGAGAAUUCUUCUAGCCGAAAAACAACAUCGCAAAGGGAUAAGCCGCCCAAAUCUAAAGUUAGCUCUGUUGCAGCCUGGGAUUCCCCGCUUAUCGAUGAGGACAGUGGCUCCCGACGCGGGCGUCGCAGAGCAAACACAUCAACACCACCAGCCACAACACCAGCGAAACGCCGGCGAAUGUGACAUUCGCAUACACAUUCCUACCACCAAUUCUUCUGACACACACAACGCCCGUGGUGGGGAAACCGCACCAGCCAGGCGCGGGCGAGACGGAACCACGCUGUCAACGUGUUUUUCUCUUAGUGUUGGUCUAUGUCAAAGACUGUUGUGUGCUUAUACAGAAAUAACUUUAUAUGGUGUUACUUAAACUUGAUACGAUUUAUUGUAAUGUCAUGAAAUUGGAUCUUAAAGUGAAUAAUGGCGUAGCUAGUGAGAAGCUAGUAUUUUUAUAAGAAUAAUGUAAAUAGUAUGAA